UGGGAUUCGGGGAGUCGGAGGGAGUAUCCUCAGCCGAGAUGUCGGGGCCCUCGAUGACCAUCACUGUCACCUACAACAAUGAAAAACAUAGCAUUCAGGUUGUAGCACAGCAAGAAAACAGUGAACCAACACUUCAGGACCUGGCUCUUCUUAUUGAACAAGUUACUGGAGUUCCACUUGCUUUUCAGAAAUUAAUAUAUAAAGGAAAGUCUCUAAAGGAAAUGGAACAACCAUUGUCAGCACUUGGAGUCAAAAAUGGUUGCAGAGUGAUGUUGAUUGGAAAGAAGAACAGUCCAGAGGAAGAAGCUGAACUAAAGAAAUUAAGAGAUUUGGAGAAGUCAGUAGAGAAGAUUGCUGACCAACUAGUAGGUGUCAAUGAAGAACUUGGUGGUAUUCAGAAGGGUUUUCUAGCCAAGGACUUGCGAGCUGAAGCUCUCAGCAAACUUGACAAGAAAAUAAAAGGAACUGUUGAGCAGUUUAUGAAGAUCUUGGAACAGAUUGAUUCAUUAACUCUUCCAGAGAAUUUCAGAGACUGUAGACUGAAAAGGAAGGGAUUGGUGAAAAAGGUUCAGGCCUUCCUAGCUCAGUGUGACACAGUUGAAAGAAGGAUUGAACAAGAAACAGAUAAGCUGCAAUCAAAAAAUUUGGCUCUGGCUGAAUGAGAAUUCUGUGUAAAUUAGAGGGUGAGGGUGUGAUUGCUCUGAACAAGAAGAAAAGUUUACUCUAUUUUGUAACACAUGCCUAUCUUUAUUUUUAGAUCAUGCCUGGUUUUACUGUUUGCCCUUUGGGAGCUGUUUUCUAAAUAGCAAAUUUACUCCUCAAACCCAUCCUCCGUAGGGCCUUGAAUUGUUUUUGUAUGUCCUGAUCCCAUAGACAAAUUAUUUUACUCUACAUAGUUAUACUUUUUCAUGUCUCCAGGGGGCAACAGCAUUGCAGGACCAGGAGGAGAAAGCUUUUCUUCCCCAACAAUCUAAGGUUAGGGGUGGCAAUUUGUGUCUUUUGUGAGAUCCCUGGAAGUUGACUUUGCCACCUACUAGCCUCAUACUUCACGGGGAGGGACUAACCAGGUGAUAAUGAAAAUCUAACGAGGUCCUACACAGAUGACUGCAAAAAGAUCAUUAAUCAAAGUCCUGUGAAUGGGGCAAAGAAGUCUCACCUGUGAGACUUGAUGUUGUGUGAGGCAUACAGCAAGCUGACUCCCUUUUAACGUUUUUUCAAUGGGCUGUGUUGGCAUCCUAUAGAACCUCUUUGUCAUUCCACACAGCCCUGACGCAGUGGACAAAUGGGUUGUAGGAGCCAAUAGCAGCCCAGAAGCCUGGUUCCAAAAGGGAAUUUGGGAAAAAGUAGAGAAAUGUAGUGUCAUGACCUUUGCAGCCAAAAAGGGACUAAGAAACAGAAAACUUUCAGAAGCAGGCAAUGUGUACUUUCUUCAAGGACAUCUAUUUUAUUUCAACCUAUAUUUUGUGAUAAAUGUUUUUCUUCU
Messenger RNA from Gracilinanus agilis (Agile Gracile Mouse Opossum), 1483 nucleotides. It is a transcript of the gene BAG1, whose product is annotated as BAG cochaperone 1. The record is from RefSeq and is a predicted model, not a curated record. Lineage: Eukaryota; Metazoa; Chordata; Mammalia; Didelphimorphia; Didelphidae. The transcript has 7 exons. Gene Ontology annotation, molecular function: adenyl-nucleotide exchange factor activity; protein-folding chaperone binding. The coding region runs from base 39 to 662 and encodes 207 amino acids. Gene Ontology annotation, cellular component: nucleus; membrane; cytosol. Gene Ontology annotation, biological process: protein stabilization.